Messenger RNA from Volvox carteri f. nagariensis, 1200 nucleotides. RefSeq lists its product as uncharacterized. Gene Ontology annotation, molecular function: sulfotransferase activity. The record is from RefSeq and is a predicted model, not a curated record. The coding region runs from base 1 to 1200 and encodes 399 amino acids. The transcript has 7 exons. NCBI's taxonomy places the organism in Eukaryota, Viridiplantae, Chlorophyta, Chlorophyceae, Chlamydomonadales, Volvocaceae.
AUGAACCUCAAGUCUAACCCGGCUAUAACCUGGGUUGGACAGAACAAGGAGACGCUGUGGUUCAACGGGGACUACCAGAGAACCACGCUUUGCGAUAAUGACCUGGAGGGCUACCAGCACGCCGUCGAGUACGCACGCACACAUGCCUCUGCCGUCCUGCAGCAGGACCGAGCUCGUGUGCUAGUAGGCGAUUGGUCCGCCACGCAUCUGUCGUGCCUGUGCUGCCCGCUGGUCUUCAAGACUAUGAACCCCAAAAUAAAGCUGCUUGCCGUACUCCGAGAUCCCGUAUCGCGGGUGCUGAGUCGGUUUAUGGAGCAAAAGGCCUUGAAGUUUGGGGCCUGCCACGCGGAGGUUGUCAACGAGACGUUUCAGAGCUACGUUGCUAAAGAGUUGGACAAGCUUGAAUGCUGCCGGAAACUGGCGGCUCGUUACACCGGCGGCAACGGUGGCACCCAGCGCGGGCAGCCAGCAGUAGCGUACGGUGCGGCCACCACCCGCGAGCAGCAGCAGCAGCAGCGGCCCGCGGCUGGUUGGGGCGGAGGCAUGGACCUGGGGAACUGGAUGGCGGCGCAAUGCGCCGCAAAGUCGAACAUCCUUGGCUGGUCCGUCUACGACGUAUUCCUGGAGAACUACUUGGCGCACUUUCCGCAGGAGCAGCUCCUGGUGCUGUACACGGACGAACUGGCGGCAGAUCCGCUGGCUGUCCUUCGCAAGGUUGAGGGUUUCCUAGGUGCAGAGCCUGGCAACUACAGCGCCGAGGGCUUGGCACUCGUGUACAACAGCCGAGGCUGCUAUUCUUGGCAGUGCGCCCGCAAGAAGGGCGAGGUGCGAUGGUUGACGCCCUCCGGCGCCAUGUCCCGCUCAACCUCAUCAAGCGCUCGUGGCGGCGCUAGCAGCAAUGAUGGUACAGUGGGUGGCGCGCGUGGCGGCGGUGCGGCAGCGCUUCGAGGGGGAGCCGGAGCUAGCGGCGGCAGCUAUGAUGGGGAUAUUGAUCCGCAAGGUCAGCAGCAGCACGAGCAGCAGCCAGCAUUCUUGCCUGAUGGCGACAGUCCUUUUGGCCAUGCCGUUGCUCGUCUGGUCGACUUUUACCGGCCGCACAUGCAACGUUUAUUCGCUUGGGCGGAUCAGGGCCUCAUUGCGCCACCUCCGGCCGCGUGGAGGAGCCGCUACGACGUGCUGGCGACAGGGCGGUGGCGAUGA